GGUUUUACCGUUCGUAUCGACCACCGUCGAGUUCACUCCUUAUUUAUUUGGAAACAUUAGUUAGGUACCUAAGUUACAUGUCAACUGUAUCUUCGUUGAAUGGCUUUGUUUUUAUGCUGUUCAAAUGGCACGUGAUGGAGGCUCGAGGUUGACGUCUGUCUGCUUUCUCGCUUCGUAUAUCUGGUUAUCAUGUUCCUUACAGAGACAUUCUUUAAUAGACCAACCGCGAUUAUCGUCGUUUUUGCUCUUAUUCAUUUCAGGCUCUGUAGCUUUCAUAGCUAGUCUGUUUUCAGAAUGGCUUCCCGGCGCAGAUGGAAGAUUUGAUUCGGAGGCGGUUCUGAAGGGAAUGCAGUCGUCCCUGCCACACCGGCCUCGUCGUCUUUAUGUUCCCUGUAUAAUAUUUCUCAUCGUAUUUCGAUUGGAGAUUGUACAUCAAGUUCUCACCAACUUUCAAUGUGCCUCUAAAGGCGUAGAGGCUUUUCUCCCUGUACUCCUAGCUGCCUAUGAGUUCCUUUCAUAUCGUGCGCCUACAGACGCAUCCGAUGAUCCUGAAGAUAUGUGGGGUAACCCGUUAGACGACUUCAAGAAUUGGCUUAUAAGCUCUCCUAUUCAUAUUCUCGCUAGUUCUAUCUUAUUGAGUUAUGGCGUUUUUAUGACAGGCGAUUUCACCUUAAGGUCCACUUACUUCUGCACUACUCAUGGCAAGACAGGCGCGUUCAUUCCGCUAUUGCAGUGGGUAGGUGUUUUCACCGAUGCUGCCAUUAUAAUUAUGUUAUGGAGGGUACUUUCGUGGGCGCGGACUACGAAGGGUCGUCUCCGAAAGCUUGGCGGAAUAUUGCUCAUGGCCGCCAUUGGUGUCUUGCUUCUGUGUCUGGAAGCACGGAUAUCUCAGCACCGCGAGAUUAUUAACCAUCAUCCUUUCAGGGGAAUCGGUUCACUCUAUUUUUUUGAUGUUUUUAGCACGGGUCUGCUUGUUUCCGCCUUCGUCAUUUCAAUGGCGCUCUGGGCUUGUGAUUCUUCUGUGAUGGAGCCUACGGCCGUCGCAACCUUCACCUCUGGUAUACUGGCUAGUGUCCAGAGCGUCACGUUAAUCGGAACGUACCAGCAGACCUCGGCAAUCCAGCCCCUAAUAGUGCUAUCUCUCAUCUCUUUUGGCUUCGUGGUUUUCACGUACGCAAACAGCAUUAGAUGGAUUGUCGUUUUCAAGCGAGUGAUCCUCUUGUGCACGCUUCUUUGUAUUCUAUUCGCAUCAUCCAUAUAUGCUUCUUUUAAGGACGGACAACUGAAUAGGCACCCUGUCGACGAGUUCGUUUAUAGGAGAAGGGUGGAAGCAGAUCGCUGGCUUCGACACGCAACAGUUAGCACUACACUGAAGCUCGCUGUCGAAGAAUAUAAAGAGCGCCAUCAGGGGCGUGACCCGCCGCCAAACUUCGACAAGUGGUUCGAAUACGCACAGCAACGAAGGUCGAUUAUCAUCGAUAAAUAUGAUCAGAUAGAGAAAGAUCUCCGGCCUUUCUGGGGCAUGAAGCCACAAAAGAUCCAAGAAGGGCUAGAAAAGGUGUACGAGCUACCGGAUAUUGCGAUUAUUAAAAUUGCUGAUGGCAAAGUAUCUCAUAACCUGCCCGCCCAGUCAUCACAGUUGCCGGUGUUAGACUAUGCUGUUUCGAUGAUUUCAACAUUCGUUGGACACCUCCCUCCCAUGUCGAUUGCCAUAAAUCUUAAUGAACGGCCGAGGAUCUUAGUUCCUUGGGAUGAUGUGCAUAGAUUAACUAUGGCAGGAAGUAGGGGCCGAUUUCGACUUCUUCCUCGUCGUCCGCAUAAGCGUGGAGAGGACUAUAAUCUGGAAAAGAGGAGUCCCAUCGAUGCAGCCAAGGUUGCUCCCGGGUCGGAUACCCAAAGAUACGUAUCUCCAACGAAAUUUCGACAACUUGAAGUCUUGGCCUGCCCGCCUGGUUCGGCUGCCCGUGGGGGCGUACAUUGGGAUGUGAGGGAUUUCUGUCCUUCGUGCGUGAAACCUCACUCCCAAGGCCAAUUUGUGGAAGACUGGGAGAUGUAUCUCGACCCGUGUCACCAGCCGGAUAUAUUCAACCUCCACGACUUUCACACGACCCCCCAUCUCUACGACUUACACCAAGAUCUUUUACCGAUAUUCAGCAAAUCGAAGACGGAUGGGUUUAACGAUAUACUCUUUCCGCUUAUAGGCCCAAAUUUGAUCGGGGCAGACGAUGUAGGGUUUGAAAAGAAGAAGGACAUUGUCUUCUGGCAGGGGGACGCUAGCGACUCGCGGGUCAUAACGACUUCUUCACUUUUUGGCGGACAGCGACAUCGGUUGGUCCAUCUCGCAAACAACGCGAGUGCCAACGAUGCGAUAUCCAUGCUCAUUGGCGACAUGGUCAAGGGGAAAGAUACAUUUCGGUAUGAAAAGACGUUGCUAGAAGAGGCUAACGGGCCUCUGCCUUUCCAGUUUUCCUUCACGGAUGACGGAUCCUGUACGGAUGCAAAACAUUGCGAGCUCCUACGAAGAGAAUUCGGGUUCAAGGAACCAGCCAAGGCAUUCGAUAACCGAUAUAUUAUAGUACUUGAUACUGCGGAUGGGCCGUCACCUAACCUGCUCCCGAUUCUUCGAUCCAAUAGCGUGCCGGUCUUGUCAACCAUCUUCCGCGAAUGGUAUACGGAGCGGUUGUUGCCGUGGGUGCAUUUUGUACCGGUCGACCUACGAUACCACGGGCUUCAUAGCACGUUGGCGUACUUUAUCGGGCUGAAGAAUCGAGGGCCGAUAAAUGGGCGAUCGCGACUUACUCAGGGGCGGUUGGAGGACGCGCGCUGGAUCGCGGAGGAGGGCCGCAAGUGGGCUGAUAAAGCGAUCAGAAGGGAGGAUAUGGAAGUGUAUAUGUUCCGGCUGCUGCUGGAAUGGGGACGGGUUAUUAACGAGGAUAGGGACAAUUUGGGUUUUGUAUUGUAAGAAUGACGGCGGGCUACGAUGAGAAUAGAUAGAAUAAUAUAAUGACAAUUAGAGUAUGUUUUUUGUUUUUAUCAUUAUUUAUUAUUACUUAUUAUUAUUUAUUAUUAUUAUUUUUUAAACAUGAUCAUAUGAAAAUGAGGAUAAAGUGAGUAUUUACUAAGAAGGUAAUGAUGUUGCUGAUGGAACUUGUGUCGGGUUGAGGUACCUAGGUGUG
This is a messenger RNA of Daldinia caldariorum, 3176 nucleotides long. RefSeq names its product glycosyltransferase family 90 protein. The record is from RefSeq and is a predicted model, not a curated record. Lineage: Eukaryota; Fungi; Ascomycota; Sordariomycetes; Xylariales; Hypoxylaceae. Bases 125 to 2962 code for a protein of 945 amino acids. The transcript has 5 exons.